UGGGCAGAUGCAUUUGACUUCACCUAUGAAUUUGGUGCCGGGCUUUCGAUGGCAUGACUAUGUUCUGCCCCUCUGCCACCUCCUAUUGUUCAGCCUCUCCCUCUUGUUACUGUAAUCUAUAAAUAGACUUUAAAUGAUCCUUGCAUAGUUUUGCCCCUAGCAACAAGUUUUCUCCCAGCAAUAGGUCUUCCCCAGCAACAGACUUCUUUAUUUGACAUGCUCAGGAAGAAAGGAAUGGGCUGUUGCUUGGUCCAGAGGGGAGGAAUGAGUCUCUGUACAUAGUUUUACUUUUUUUCCCUUAGACCAGUAGUUGUAGAAGCUGUAAUGUUAAUUCUUCAGUAAAUAACUUAAGCAGAACUAGAAUGGGUGAGGUGUUUAUUCCCACAUGGGAAUUCACCAACAGAUGAGCUAAACUGAGAAAAAUGAUUCUGGAAGACUUGCUGGGAGAGUCUGCCGACUGAAAAAGGAACCCCAAACGAUAGCAAUUUGCACAGACACCUCUGCCUGGUUAUUGAGUCCUUCCUACUUCCUGAUGAGGCUCUGCACUCUGGGUAGGAGAGGCAAUAGAGAGAACCAACAGAUCUGCUUCCCUCUCUCAGACAUCAUCUCUGGUUGCCAGCCCUCUAGCUCCUCACCAUCUGCUCCUCCUCUGCCUGGAGCUGCCAAACCAUGCCAAGCAGUCCAUGACGAUGAGAAAACAUGGCAACAGGCCUAAUGAGAACAACGCUUAACAGGACAAAUGUACUUCUAACGAAUGAACAACGAAACCAACAAGGUCUUUUAAUCGUAAACGGAAAACAGGGAAAUUCCCAGCUUUGCAUGCAGGGAUGGAUGAAUCUCUGCAAUGCCAGCUUCUCAUGUUUCCAAGCUUGCAAUCAGUUCUCCACAUCGGUUUGUGAUGAAUCAGCAUCUUAGGUGUGUGUUUCUCACUGCAUAGCAACAAGAACCUUGGCCAUAGCAGUACACAUGUUUUGUGGGCACAAACACCCUGGGUUUAAUUCCUGACAUCUCCAGCUGGGCUGUGGCAACCCAACCAGUUGGGUGCGGUACAAAUAAUAAAAUUAUUAUUAUUACUGGGCUGGAAAGCACCUACUUGCUACCUUGGUUUGCUGUUGCAUGUCAGAAUAGACUUCUGAGCCUACGAUCUGAUUCUGAAUAAGGCAGUGUCGUUUGUUCAUAUGCCUUAACUCCGCAGGCAGAGCAGCCAAGCUUUGCAGACUGGUGAAGAUUAUGUCUCCAGACUUCCUGCUAAGGAAAGAGGCUCCCCUCAGUUCCACUUUCUUGAGCUGAAACCCUUUCAGAGGAAACUUUGCAGGCAAAAUGGCAACGUUCAAGCCAUGGGUUCUGAUUCUGGUGCUGCAAUUUACCUGGGUGACAUAUUAUGCAGGUGCCAACUUUUGCAAAGUGACAGUAUCUCAACCUCCACUCAUGGAAGGCUACCCUGCAUCAAAACAUAUUGCUAUACCGUGUACUUUUUCUGCUCAGGGAUGCCCCACAUCCAGUCCGACCAUUCUGUGGUUUCGAUAUCUUGCGCAUACCCACGAAGCCUUGUGCACCCCCAACUGCAUAAACAGCACAAAGUUCAAAGUCUCUCACUUAACAUCUAAGAACCAGGCUGAGCUUGGGAUCAACGAAAUCAAUGAAGAAGACAGCGCAAUUUAUUUUUGUGGGGUAGCAAUUUCAAGUUCAAAUUCCUCCACCUCCAAGCAAACUGGAAGCGGAACAGUGUUAGUGAUAAGAGAGAGUGGAACAUACAGCCGAGGAGUUGAGUACAGCAUGCUGGCCAUCUCAGUUGUGCUGUUCCUCUACCUUGUUGCCUUAUUGGCAGUUUCUAAGUUAUUCACUAAGCCUAAACUCAAGAAAACAGAGAGGCAUGUCAAUGUUUGCGUAAGUGUUUGCAAUCCUGUACACAAGGUAGCUAAUGCAUUCUCCAAGGGUGAACCUUUAUAUGAGCAGGAAAAGGAACUACCCAUGCAAAGGAGGGAGGUAUCAGCAAGCUUGGGGAAACCCUGAGGUUUACAGAGGGACAAAAAACUUUAGUUAAAACUCCAGUUCUUAAGAGAGACACCCUUCCAAGCUACUCAGUGAGGUCUAAGCAUGCUCAGUAGCCACCCUUGAGAGAGAAACCCCCUUAGAAAACUGGGGGAAGAGGGAUUAUCCUGAAAGAAGACAUGGCUGGCUGGAACCCUGAAUAGGAGCCUUCCACAUGACAACACUUAGCUGCAUGUCCAGCCUGUUGCAUUUCAAAUCUGCAGUGGGCUGGCAUGUGGCAAGCCUAAAAAAACCCUGCGAUCUUAUACACACUUAGCAGCUGGAAGAUCACAAAGUUUGUAGGCUACACAGCAGUUUGGUUAUCUAUGGCGAGUUAAUCCAAAGCCUGCAGGGAACCGCUGCUGCUGCAUAUGACGUCUGAAAACAGAUGUGCGCAGCCUCAUCUCCUGAGUGAAUUUCUUCAGCUGGGGAAAUGGAGCCAGACUACGACUGCUGCCAAUCUCAAACAGAGGUGGGGAAACUGCGGUUGAUUUGAAUGCUGCUGGACUCCAACUCCUAUUGGUCCUAGCCGGCGUGGUCAGGAUUCAGGGAAGUUGGGAGUUGGAGUCCGACAACAUCCAAGACGUGAAAGUUUUCCCCUAAUCCAUUUCUGCUUUAUAAAGGAGGACCAGAAAAGUAAGUGCACCACAAUGCACCACUUUAUGCUGAGAUGGAAACACAGAAUUCUGCUGGGGUUGCUUCCUCCUCCUCCUUCCUCUUGUGGUGUUACGGGGAAGAGAAAGGGAGCACAUGCUGAGUGGGCAGCUCAAGAGGGAGCCAGUUUGCAUGGCUAGCAAUAGGAACAGCAACGCCCC
This is a messenger RNA of Podarcis raffonei (Aeolian wall lizard), 2846 nucleotides long. RefSeq names its product immunoglobulin superfamily member 6 (gene IGSF6). Lineage: Eukaryota; Metazoa; Chordata; Lepidosauria; Squamata; Lacertidae. The transcript has 5 exons. The coding region runs from base 1321 to 2013 and encodes 230 amino acids. The record is from RefSeq and is a predicted model, not a curated record.